GCAUUUAUCGCCAGUUCUCUCCCUUCCCCAAGUUCUCUUGUAUGGAGUCGAGUGACACGAGACGUUUUGUGCGCUGAAAACGAGCGACUAUAGCAAUCACUGUAGUCGCAUUGGACAUUUUCCAUACACAAAAAAAAAAAAACACAAAAUGAAGUGGCACAUCUUAGUCGCAGCAUUCGCUAUGUUAUGCAUAAGUGCAUAUGCAGAGGAGGAAGAGAAAGCUGCUAGAUUAUUAGUUUCUAAACAGAUACUUAACAAAUAUCUAGUAGAAAAUAUGGAUAUAGUUAUUAAGUAUACUAUUUAUAAUACUGGCAAUGUGGCUGCAUCUGAAGUUGAGAUCACAGACAAUUCAUUCCAUCCAGAUCAUUUUACUCACGUGAGCGGCGAAUUAAACGCUAGGAUCGAUAAUGUACCUCCCUACACGAAUGUGAGCCACACUGUGGUUGUAAGACCACGCAAGUUUGGUUAUUUCAACUUUACCUCGGCUGAAGUUUUGUACCGUCGCUUUCAAGAGGCUCCUAGAUUACAAGUGGCUGUAAGCAGUGAACCUGGUGAAGGACUUAUUGUGGCGUAUAGAGACUAUGAUAAACAAUUUUCAUCUCAUGUGAUCGAUUGGGCCGCGUUCGCAGUAAUGACUCUACCUUCUCUACUUAUUCCAUUCGCCUUAUGGUACUCCAGUAAAUGUAAAUAUGAGAAAUUGUUGAAGAACACGAAGAAGCACUGAUCAUAUUUUAAAUAUUAGUUUUUUCAGGAAUACUUUUAGGUCACUUUAUAUAAUUGUAUAAAUUUUCCUACGUCAUUGUAAAAAAAAACAUGGUUGUUCCAUACCAUGUACAUCUACUUUUGUAAUAAAUGCUAUUGUUUAUCAAAAA
This is a messenger RNA of Cataglyphis hispanica, 872 nucleotides long. RefSeq names its product translocon-associated protein subunit beta (gene SsRbeta). Bases 149 to 724 code for a protein of 191 amino acids. Gene Ontology annotation, cellular component: membrane; endoplasmic reticulum. The record is from RefSeq and is a predicted model, not a curated record. The transcript is spliced from 4 exons. Lineage: Eukaryota; Metazoa; Arthropoda; Insecta; Hymenoptera; Formicidae.